Molecule: messenger RNA, 3569 nt
Organism: Pecten maximus
Lineage: Eukaryota; Metazoa; Mollusca; Bivalvia; Pectinida; Pectinidae
Product: myosin-4-like
Exons: 3
Coding region: 422-2242 (606 amino acids)
Biological process (GO): signal transduction
Molecular function (GO): protein binding
Source: RefSeq, a predicted model, not a curated record
AAAAAUAUAUUGGAUGAAAUCAGUAGAAUUACCCGUAACAUACCUUGAUGUCUGGUGAGACACACGUGAGGUUUAUUGACAUAUUCUUAAAGGAAUACCCAGUGAUAGUGGUACAGGUGUGUAGUUGUUUACAGAGGAUACAAACAACGGAUUCAACUAGUCCACGGGUCAUGACGGAGGAUUACAGACGACUAGUCAGGACCUUAAUAGGUCACACGAUGAGCAAACCAUCAACGGGGAUACCUAAACCUUUAUAGAUCGGAGGAGCCUGGCUAUAAACGACGAUGAAGUCGUAACCGUUAUCUGCGGGCAGGUUCCCGUCACCCUUGACAUACGCCAUCAUCGACCAUAUUGCGGAGUGUCCCCGACGCUACAGUUUGCCUUACUGGCUACACAAUAGGUUUCUAGGACGUCACAAACAAUGCCGCCCCAGACCAGUCUUCAGUUUUUCAGGAAGCGGCAGACAGUGGACACUCUGUUGCUUGAGCGUCCACAGAGUCUCUCCGCUUUCUAUCAGGCCGUCGAGGUUGCACUGAAGGAUAUAGAAAUCCAGCUGAUAGAGGUGCAAGCAUCCUUUUACGGCCGAACGCGCACUGUGGAGGACGAGAUCCGACAAUGGAUGCCUGCACUGGAACACACCAUGCAGUUCGCUAAGGUGUCGGAAUUGAUCUGCAAAGGAAAUCUACAAAAUCUGUUUGACCUGUACGAUCGGUCUAUGGGAGAUCCCACCAUGGAGGUAAAGUUUGACAAGGUGUCAGUUCAGGCAGUGAUGCAGGUCAUUGACAAAGUACUUUCCUACCUGAAGACAGGGUUUGCCUCUAUUAUGGACACGCUGAAAUCUGUUUCAGGUUUUAUGAGAAAAUAUUGCUUGAGUUUCGUAAGUACAGAUGGAGAUGCAUUUCUAGAGACUGCAACGAACUACGAAAAACAAAGAAGAGAUUACGCCAAUGCCAUUCAAAUUAAUCUGGAUGACAUAACGCAGAUGGCUGAACGCUUUGAAAAAGACGGUAUCCAUCUGCAGGAGUUGGGAUCUAUUCCAAAACAACUCGCCGAUAAAUAUGAAUGCAAGCAUGUGCCGUUACUUGUAAUGUUUCCAGGUGCAUGUGAAAAUAUAAGAAACGCUUGCAUAGGAAUCCGGAAGUGGAUUCAAGCCGAUCACGGCUACCCAACAUUCCUACAAUAUGACUUACAAGAUCUUGAAAAGAGACACGAUGACUUCAAUAAGACAAUACGUGACUUACAGCUAACGUCCUCUCAUCUCGACCACAGAGUUAAGGUCUAUAAAAGAGACAUUUCCGAGUGCGAGGCAGAACUCAAACGGUUAUUAUCUAAGGAAAAGAUGAUUAAACGCCAGUCCGAGGGUCUUGGCCAUGAGCUUAAAGAUUUGGAGAUGGAAAUCGGUUACCGUGAAAUUCGUCGGGAACAGUUGAAACACGACGAACAAGAAAGUAGCAACAGACAGAAGCUCGAGCAGAAUAUGACCGAACUCGAAAAUUAUAGAUCUAAGCGAUUGAUAGUAUACAGAAAGUAUGAAGAAAUGAAACGCAAGCUUCACUUUCUUCAACUGAAACGUGAUAAAAAAGUACAAAAAGAGGAAGAACUAGGGGAACUACGAAAAGAACACAAAGCUGCGAGAAAGGAACUAAGGAAGACAGAACUCGAAAAGGACAGACUCCAAAUGAAUGUGAUGAAAAUGAGAGAAAUUAUUCGGUUUAAAACCAGUCCUGAGAUUUUGAAGAAACUAUUUUAUAACAUGCCGCUUACCAGUAAGAACACUGGUCUUACAAAACGGAAAAAAGGAGCUGGUAACGUUGUAGACAAACUAGAGAGGGCAUCUCGAGUUGCCGCCACCCAUAUUGACGUCGACUGGCCCAAGCUGUAUCGUGUACUUCCGUUUUAUCCCCCGCGUGGGGACGAGAAUGUGCGGAUAGAUAUUGAUGAAAUAGGACGUGUAUUCAUGCGCGAUAUCCAGGAGACACAAGCCAAGCAGUCCCUUGCCAAGUGGAGAAGAAUGCACAACAGAGCGAGUGUAGACGAUCUUAAAGCUGCUCUCCAUCAGAUCAGGCGAAAAGACAUUGUGGAGGAAAUAGACACAGAGCUUGCAAAGCGAGCAAAUAAAGUGAAGCAAGAAAACUUACAAAAGGCGGAGUCUCCAACUAGAACUGUUCGCUUUCCCAGGGUAUUAGUACAGCCCCCACAGACGCCACGAUCAAGAAACAGCGGUAUGAUGUUUGUGCACUAAAGUCAGUCCAUCGGUCUUAGAGUUCGAGACCCGAAAACAGUGAUAGGAAUCAGUCCAGUGGUCUCAGUCUCAAGUAUAUUGAGGAAAAAGCAUUAUGUAACUCAUGCGAUAAUCUGACGUCCCUAGACUUCUAGAACCCGGAACUGUGGUAUGCCUUUCAUGCACCAGCUUCAGACUGGUGGCUUUUGACUUCAAACUCUCCGAUAUGUGACAUGUACUUUUAGCCAAUAAUGGUUUGCAAAUCAAACACGUGAUAUAUUGUUUGACCAAUUUUGAUACAUAUAUAUAUGUUUUAGGGUGUUUCGAUCUCGUUUAGCAUUUGGUCAAAAUGCCAAAUCAUCACCACUUGAUGAAUUAUAUUAGCUCCUAAAGAUGUUUAUCAUUUUCCAUGUUGUCCCUGUCUAGCUGUCUUUUGGAGCUCGGAUAUCCUAGCAUUAUCCGAGCAUAGAACAAAUUCAGAAAGUCGGAAAACAUCAUGUUUGAUUGCAAGGGGUUCAGAUAUCGUUGAAGAUAUGCUGGUGUUAUACACAACUAAUAUACCUCUUUACAGUGAUAAAGAAGCUGAUUUGAAAAUAAACCAUUUGAUAUGCUUGUUGCGAUGCAUUUAAAAGAAAUUUAGUUUGAUAUUUAGCUAUUGUGAUAAAACAUGAGAUUUCAAUAGCUUAAUGAGAUACCUUCUUCUCUGCCAAACAUAUAUUUAAUGUCUUUCCAAGAAACAACAGGACAGUUCCGAUGAAACGAUGGCAAAAUAUCUACACCUAAGAUUUACACGCGUAUUCCCAAAAAACAAUAAUAUCAGACCAGAUAUUCCGGAAGGGUAAGCGUCUUCUGCUUCAUUGAAGAUACUCUACAUGCUCAUCUAGAACAAAUGUAUGUAUGGUAGCUCGCGCGUUAAGUCGACAGCCGACAGUCAUACCACUGAGUAUCGAACACGCUUAACUGUGUAUCGCCAAAGGUCUAAUAUGCUAUUUCCACAGAACAGUCAUCAACCCGUCUCACUCUGUGUUGUCACUUUUCUGUCAGCCACGUCUUCUGCCAACCGUUCACGUUAUUAUGACGUUGGAAUGUAUAUAUGUAUUUUAUUGUUUCUAUAUUUGUACUGAAAAUCAUUCAAUAACUGUUCGUACUGAUUAGGAGGACAUUUCUUCUAGUCCAUUAUACUGACAUUGGGAGGCACAUCUCCUAGUCCAUUAUACUGACAUUGUGAGGAUAUUUCUCCUAGUCCAUAAUACUGACAUUGGGAGGACACCUCUCCUAGUCCAUUAAACUGACAUUGGGAGGACACCUCUCCUAGUUCAUUAUACUGACAUUUGGAGGACACCUCUCC